Messenger RNA from Echinococcus granulosus, 183 nucleotides. RefSeq lists its product as hypothetical. Bases 1 to 183 code for a protein of 60 amino acids. NCBI's taxonomy places the organism in Eukaryota, Metazoa, Platyhelminthes, Cestoda, Cyclophyllidea, Taeniidae. The record is from RefSeq and is a predicted model, not a curated record. The transcript is spliced from 2 exons.
AUGGAAGAGGAGACAUCGAGAGUGCAAAACUUCACUCCAGUUCACGAAGAAGCUGACUAUGCCGGGUUAAUGCAAGAUGACUGGUGGACACGCGUACGCUCUGAUGAGGGAUCAAAGGUGAACGAAAGUGGGCCUAAAGCAGAGGAUCGCAAACUCACGAAUGAAUACGGAGUGCAUAUUUAG